AUGGGCAUCGAAAGCAAGCACGAAGUUACUAUUCUUAGUGGCUUAAACGAAUUCGCUGUGAAGUUUUACGGGCCAAACGGAACUCCUUACGAAGGAGGUGUGUGGCGCGUUCGCGUCGACCUUCCGGACAAAUACCCUUUCAAGUCGCCGUCGAUCGGCUUCAUGAACAAGAUCUUCCACCCGAAUAUCGACGAAGCCUCUGGUACCGUAUGCCUGGAUGUCAUCAACCAAGCGUGGACAGCACUUUUUGACCUCGCCAACAUAUUCGAAUCUUUCCUUCCUCAGCUGUUGGCCUACCCGAAUCCGACCGAUCCUCUUAACGGUGAUGCGGCUGCGCUUUACUUGCACAAACCCGAGGAGUUCAAGCGGAAAUGCAAAGGGAAAUGCUUCUUUUUACCCCAAAUUGAUGCUAAGCUAGCGGUUUUGAAAGCGGAUAGUCUUUGGUCCGAAACGUCAGUUGUGUGA
Molecule: messenger RNA, 465 nt
Organism: Soboliphyme baturini
Lineage: Eukaryota; Metazoa; Nematoda; Enoplea; Dioctophymatida; Soboliphymatidae
Source: the annotation of a GenBank genome assembly